AUGAUGGAUGACUACAAAUACCUGUUCAAGAUCCUCGUUCUGGGCGACUCCGGCGUGGGCAAGUCCUGUCUGCUGAUGCGCUUCUCCGACGGCCGCUUCACCGGCAAGUACCUGUGCACGGUGGGCGUGGACUUCAAGGUGCGCACCGUGGAGGUGGCCGGCCAGGUGGUGAAGCUGCAGAUCUGGGACACCGCCGGCGAGGAGCGAUUCCGGUCGGUGCUGCCCGCCUACUACCGCGGUGCCCACGGUGUGCUGCUCGUCUACGACACCACAUCGGUCAGCACUUUCCGCAGCCUCGACGGCUGGCUGAAGGAGAUUCGGCGCCGUUGUCCGGACCGGGUGAACGUCUUCCUGGCGGGCAACAAGUGCGACGAUCUGGUGGGGCGCCAGGUGAGCCAGCAGCAGGCCACCCACUACGCCGAUCAUCGGGAACUCCCGUUCCGCGAGGUGUCCGCCAAGAGUGGCGCCAAUGUGAAUCACGUAUUCGCCGCGUUGGCGGUCGGCAUCUUCAACCGCCUGGUGGCCACAACCCCUCCGUCCACCCGCCUCCUGGCUGGGCAGGAUCGAAAGGUCGACCCGGAGGACAGGAAGACCGCGGAAAAUCCGAAAAUCCGUCUACUUAGCAAUGGACGCCUGCGAUCCAAGCCCAUCGAAUCCUGCUGUUGA
Molecule: messenger RNA, 666 nt
Organism: Drosophila rhopaloa
Lineage: Eukaryota; Metazoa; Arthropoda; Insecta; Diptera; Drosophilidae
Gene: Rab9D
Product: ras-related protein Rab-1A
Exons: 1
Coding region: 1-666 (221 amino acids)
Biological process (GO): Golgi vesicle fusion to target membrane; cellular response to insulin stimulus; protein localization to plasma membrane
Cellular component (GO): synaptic vesicle; trans-Golgi network transport vesicle; plasma membrane
Molecular function (GO): GTPase activity; GTP binding
Source: RefSeq, a predicted model, not a curated record